Messenger RNA from Volvox carteri f. nagariensis, 354 nucleotides. RefSeq lists its product as uncharacterized. The transcript has 2 exons. NCBI's taxonomy places the organism in Eukaryota, Viridiplantae, Chlorophyta, Chlorophyceae, Chlamydomonadales, Volvocaceae. Bases 1 to 354 code for a protein of 117 amino acids. The record is from RefSeq and is a predicted model, not a curated record.
AUGGCGGACAAGCUCCAGUUGGUUCUGGAGGAGAUGACAGAGACAAGAGACAAGUUGGAGAAUGUCAACGAUUGCCUGAUGUUAGUGGAGGAGCAGCUGGAAGCUGCCUCAACUAAGGACAUCUACAACCGCGUGAGCAAACAGAAAGAGUUGCUGAUUCGGCAAAAGGAAAACUUAACGGAAGACCUCCUGCGGCAAGUGGAGGACCUCCUGUGGAAAAAGGAGAACCUCCUGACCGAGCAGCCUAUCCGCAGUCCAUACGGCCAUGCAGCACCCUCGGUAGAGCGGUUUUGGGCAAGGUUAGCCAUCUCCACGGAGGGUGAUGAGGUUCUGUGGCUUGCACCUGGGCACUAA